GUUUGACAUGAAUCACAAAUCAGAAAACAUGUCGAUUCGCUUUUCUAGCGCUUGCCCUUAUUUAUAAUAAAUCUCAGUGUUUUGUCGUGAUAUGUUGAUUUGUUCUCAAGAAACAAUAAUUGUGACCGAUUGUGAUGAAGUAAUGUGUAGAUUUUAAGUAAUAAAAUGGAAACAAAUGCAAAUCAAAAGGUGUCAUGUGUAGCGAACUAUGUGUAUGACGCAUCGGAAGCGGACGAGCUGUCGCUGCGGGUGGGCGAUGUGCUGCAAGACGUGGAGCGGCUGCCCGGCGGCUGGUGGCGGGGGGAGCUGAGGGGGAGGCGGGGCAUGUUCCCUGACAACUUCGUGUCUGUUGUUGAUCAUGUUAAUAACAGGUCGGGGGGCGUGCAGGGCCGGUGCCGCGCCGUGUUCAGCUACCAGCCGGCCAACCCUGACGAGCUGCCGCUGUCUGUUGGCGACGUGCUCGACGUCCUUGCUGAGGUGGAGGAGGGGUGGUGGCAGGGGCGGCGCGGGGGGCGCGUGGGCGUGUUCCCCUCCAACUUCGUGGUGAUGCUGGACCCGGCGCCCGCGACGGCGGCCGUGCAGAGCGAGCCCGCGCCCGCGCUGCCGCCUAAACCUGUAAAGGAGCUCUGUCGGGUGCUAUUCCCGUAUUCGGCUGCGAAUGACGACGAGCUAUCUCUCUCCGAAGGCGACAUCGUGACGGUUCUGUCGAAGGAGGCGCCGGACCGCGGCUGGUGGCGCGGCGAGCUCAACGGCAGGCAGGGCCUGUUCCCCGACAACUUCGUGCAGUUACUGCCGGCUGUAUCGCACGAUGUAACAGAAGAGAAGAAGCCCGAGCGGCCGCCCGGCAAGACCAACCUGUACCCCUCGCUCAAUAAGUACACGGAAAAGACAUGCUCCACCAAGGAACUUAGCACCUCUAAGAUAAGUUUGCACAAAGAAAACACAGUGAGUAAGGAAAGCAGCAUACAGAGUACAGUCACGCACACAAACAAAAGCGAAUCGGAGAAGAUCGUUCACUCCGAGUCGGUGACGGAUGGCGUCGAUGGACAGAUAAAGAAACCUCCCGUGCCGACCAAGAAGAGUCCGACGCCAUCGUCCGGGGUCACUGGCCUCUUCAGCGGCUUGAAGAGCAAAAUGUUAUCGUCCUCAGAUAAAGACAAGUCAUCGACCGUAUCAUCGAGCGCCAGCAACAGUAGCGGCGAGUGGGACCGCUCGGAGCCGCGGGACAAGCCGGACGGGGGCGCCGCGAGCCGCCAGCCCCGCGCCAGCACGUUCGACCACGUCGAGCGCCACUCCAUGCUCAACGACCCGAGGGCCGGCAGAGUAAAAGCGCCGCGACGACGACCGCCAAGUCAAGCGUUCAGAGACGACACGCCGCAACAAAUAGGACUUAGCAAUGGACAUGAAGUCCCAACAGACAAGCCGAAAAGCCCGCAGCCGCCUACAACAGAAAGCUCCGAAAAAGCAGAAGAGAUCAAACCCAAGGCGCGCGAGUGGGAGAAGCACCGCGCGCCGUGGAUGGCCGAGCUCAAGCUCAACCAGGCCAAGAAGACCAGCCUCGUGUCCGAGACCGGCAAGUCUCGGUCUGUGUCUUCUAGUGACGGCAUGGGCCCUAAGAGCAACUCGGGUAGUACUGAGAGGAUACUAGAGUGCGGGCUGGAGGAGAAGCGGUCGACGCACUCGGUGGAGAUGUCCAAGAGCACGUCGUCCAUCGCCGGCCGCGUCGCCGUAAGGGAGAGCUUCGACGAGCUCAACAAGGAGACGAAGGUGCGUCACUCGCUGGACUCGAAGAAGGAGUCUGCAGCGCCGCGCGAGGCGGAGGCGGCGCCGCGCACCGUGCCCGCUAACAACGCGCACUCGCCCACUGCCGCUGGUCGGACCUUCACGACAAUGCUGGACGACAUGAAGAAGCAGCCGGCGCCCGCCGCCUCCAUACGAACCAACACCGCCGAGCUCAACGACAAAACUGCCACCAAAGUCGAGAGAAUAUCCUCCACCACCACGGAAAAAUACAUGGAGAUUAAAACCUCUAGUGGCACGGUUACUAGUGAGAAAACCGUAGAAGGGAAAUUAGAUAAGCAGAGCAGUGUGGUGGGUAAAGAGAACAGUGUGGGAGGGAGAGAGAAGGGUGUGGGAGCGAGAGAGAAGAGUGUGGAGAGGAGUGUGAGCUCAGUGGGCGGCACUCUGGAGCGACGGCACAACGCCAAGUCGCCGGCCAGAGACAAGAGCGAAGCGCUAGAGGAGUUAGUCACGCAACUUAGUAAUAGGAUAUUAAACUUAGAGAAGCUCCUAGAAGUACAAAACGCGAAAUUCAACGCCACGAUAGAAGAGUUGAACUCAAAGCUGGCCCUGGAGGUUGAAAAGAGACAGGCGCUACAGUCAGAGGUGGAGAAAUUGGCCCACUGCGUCACGCAAGUUUAGCUCUAACUACCGCGGCCGAGGAGUCAAUUUACUUUAGCCACGUGCCAACUCGGCCUUGUUCGUCUGUAACUCAUUCCAAGUAGGUAUGUACUCGCCUAUUAACGGUGUUUUGUAAAGAAAUUUUAUAUAAGCUUAAACUUGUAUGUAGCUUAAAUUAUAUUGUAACGAGUCAUAAUAAGAGAUUUAGAUUAUAUUAAUUAUAAUUUACGUCACAAUUCAUGCGCUGCAGUAUGCGUGGUGUCGCGCGGAUAGGUCAUGUAAUGGCACUCCUUAUUUUUGAUAACUUUAUAAUUUUCCCACCCUUGAUGUUUUCAGUACGGCCAUAAAGUCUUUUUUAUUCUUACUCUUUACUUAUACUAACUUAUAAAUUGUUCAAAAGAAAGCGUAAUACUUAAUGCCUAAUCGGUGUAGUUAGAAUAUUGUAGUUAGGAAUAAUGAACGGCGUGAUGUUAAUAAAUACAAAAUUUGUGCCAUUUUAUUUGAUCGCACGUGGGUGCCAGCUUGAUGCUUGUGGACAUAUUGUCUGGUAUAUUCAUAUUGUAACGGACGCAUAAUAUCAUUCAAAGUGAUUACACAUUCCAUUAUCAGUACUAUUUUAGUUACGUAAGUGAAGUAUUAUGUUGUAACUCCCCAAGAAGGUGAACCAUAUAUUAUAUUUUUAUUAAAUAUUUUUAUAUUUGUACAGAAAGAAAUCGGUGACCGAAUAAUAA
This is a messenger RNA of Plutella xylostella (diamondback moth), 3131 nucleotides long. RefSeq lists its product as uncharacterized. The record is from RefSeq and is a predicted model, not a curated record. Gene Ontology annotation, biological process: cell migration; actin filament organization. Lineage: Eukaryota; Metazoa; Arthropoda; Insecta; Lepidoptera; Plutellidae. Gene Ontology annotation, molecular function: protein binding.